AUGGCCGAGCUCAAGUCGCUGUCAGGGGACGCAUACCUGGCGCUGAGCCAYGGGUACGCGGCGGCCGCAGGCCUCGCCUACGGGGCGGUGAGGGGCCCCGAGGCGGCCCGCGGCUACGGCGCGCCUGGUCCGGGCGGCGACCUCCCCGCGGUGCCCGCUCCCCGCGCCCCCGCCGCAGCGGCCGAGAGCAGCGGCGAGCAGAGUGGCGAUGAGGACGACGCCUUCGAGCAGCGGCGGCGGCGGCGCGGGCCGGGGGUCGCGGCGGACGGGCGGCGGCGGCCCCGGGAGCAGCGCUCGCUGAGACUCAGCAUCAACGCGCGCGAGCGGCGGCGCAUGCACGACCUGAACGACGCUCUGGACGGGCUUCGCGCGGUCAUCCCCUACGCGCACAGCCCGUCGGUGCGAAAGCUCUCCAAGAUCGCCACGCUGCUGCUGGCCAAGAACUACAUCCUCAUGCAGGCGCAGGCCCUGGACGAGAUGCGGCGCCUGGUGGCCUACCUCAAC
Messenger RNA from Urocitellus parryii (Arctic ground squirrel), 504 nucleotides. RefSeq names its product basic helix-loop-helix family member e23 (gene Bhlhe23). Gene Ontology annotation, cellular component: nucleus. The record is from RefSeq and is a predicted model, not a curated record. NCBI's taxonomy places the organism in Eukaryota, Metazoa, Chordata, Mammalia, Rodentia, Sciuridae. Gene Ontology annotation, biological process: positive regulation of transcription by RNA polymerase II; axon development; sensory organ development. Gene Ontology annotation, molecular function: E-box binding; protein dimerization activity; DNA-binding transcription factor activity, RNA polymerase II-specific.